Molecule: messenger RNA, 2731 nt
Organism: Pseudomyrmex gracilis
Lineage: Eukaryota; Metazoa; Arthropoda; Insecta; Hymenoptera; Formicidae
Gene: PNPase
Product: polyribonucleotide nucleotidyltransferase 1, mitochondrial
Exons: 8
Coding region: 500-2575 (691 amino acids)
Biological process (GO): mitochondrial mRNA catabolic process; mitochondrial RNA 3'-end processing
Cellular component (GO): cytosol; mitochondrion
Molecular function (GO): RNA binding; 3'-5'-RNA exonuclease activity; polyribonucleotide nucleotidyltransferase activity
Source: RefSeq, a predicted model, not a curated record
UGUGUGUGUGUGUGUGUGUGUGCGGUCCCGCGUUCAACUGAAAAAACAAGAUCGACAUGAGAUUCUCUCUUUCGCGCGAAACAGAAAAAGACCGUGCGCAACCGGUUGACAUUUCUCACCGGACGACACGCGGAGGAGGUGUGGAGGUUUGUCGUCAUUGUGUUUGCCGGAGCAAAUAGAAAUGCAUGAGAACAGAGAAAGAUGUAUUCUGAAAGUUAGAAAGAAAAACACUUUGCGCGAGAGAAACCGAUGCCGAGGAUAUCUGCAUUUAAAUAAGGAUGAUCAUGGAUUCUUGCGAGAGCCAGUGUUGCGUAACGUCGGAUGCAAAACGCGCGUCCUAUCAAACAAACCUUCGUAUUGUAUUCCAAAUCGAAAGCACUCGAGUCCCGAAGAAACGAGAUCCGUCGAGGAAUAAAGCAAGCAGCUCAUCUUAUCUACAGGAAAAUAUGCACGUUUUGCUGAUGGUAGUGCUGUUGUAUCUCUGGGUGACACUUCUGUCAUGGUCACAGCGGUCAGCAAACAUCAGUCGUCAUCCAAUUCCUCGUUUCUUCCGCUCGUUGUGGACUAUAGACAAAAAGCAGCAGCAGCUGGUCGUAUCCCGACCAAUUUCCUACGAAGGGAGCUUGGACCGACUGAACGCGAAAUUCUCACAAGUAGAGUAAUCGAUCGGUCAAUAAGACCUUUAUUUCCAGAAGGAUUUUAUUUUGAUACACACGUGAUGUGCAACAUGUUAGCUGUGGACAAUAUGAACGAUCCCGAUGUGAUAGCCAUUAAUGGUGCUUCUACAGCUCUUAGCGUUUCCGAUAUUCCGUGGGACGGUCCUGUGGGCGCUGUCAGAGUAGGAAUGAUCGAUAACGAUAUUAUAAUCAAUCCCACAAGACGUCAAAUACAAGAUAGUAUAUUAAAUAUGAUUAUCACCGCGACCAAGCACAACUUAAUUGUCAUGAUAGAGGGUUCGGCAAAUGAUAUAUUGGAGCAAGAUCUCAAGAAAGCGAUAAAGCUCGGUGUGAAAGAAUGCCAGACCAUCGUAGCCUCAAUAACAAAUUUGCAAAAGAUGUAUGGAAAACCAAAAAGAAAAAUCGAAAUCAACGAGCAAGACAAUGACGAAAGUCUGAUUAGUUCCGUGAAAGAACUCGCGGAGACGAAAUUGCGAGAAAUAUUUUUAGAUCACACGCAUGACAAAAUUUCCAGAGAUAAUGCUGUUUCUGAUGUUAGAAAUAAUGUUAUUGAAACGUUGAAAAAUGAUAACGCAAAUUUGAACAUUACAUUAGUAGAAAAAAUCUUCGGGACAAUUAGUAAAGAUAUCUUUAGGCAACUGAUUUUAGAGAAAGAAAUUAGAUGCGACGGUCGUUCUUUGACUGACUUACGCAAUAUAACGUGUGAAGUAGAUCUCUUUAAUCCUCUUCACGGUUCGGCUGUGUUUCAAAGAGGUCAAACUCAGGUCAUGUGUACUGUAACUCUGGAUUCCUUGGAAAGCGCCCUUAAAAUGGAUGCUGUUUCAAUGCUAAUUAGUGGUGUGAAAGAGAAGAAUUUCUUUCUCCAUUAUGAUUUUCCACCCUAUGCGACUAACGAAACGGGGCGGGUAGGUCGGAUAGGUCGCCGGGAGAUGGGACAUGGCGCUUUGGCAGAGAAGGCCCUGCAACCGAUUCUUCCUAAGGACUAUCCCUUUGCCAUAAGACUGACUAGUGAAGUUUUAGAAUCAAAUGGUUCUUCCUCAAUGGCUACCGUUUGCGGUGGGAGUUUAGCACUUAUGGAUGCGGGUGUACCAAUAUCUUCGCCAGCAGCGGGUGUAGCUAUUGGUCUUGUGACUAGGUACAAUGAAACUAAAACAGAUAUCGAAGACUAUAAAAUAUUAACUGACAUAUUGGGAAUCGAAGAUUAUCUUGGCGAUAUGGAUUUCAAAAUAGCGGGUACCAAGCGAGCGUUCACUGCUCUGCAAGCUGAUGUGAAGAUACCAGGAGUUCCGCUAAAAAUUAUUAUGGAGUGCAUACACCAAGCAACAGUUGCUAAGUCAGAGAUCUUAAAACUUAUGAACAAUGUGUUGCGGGAACCGCGAUCGACUAAAAGGGACAAAAUGCCGAUUGUCGAGAACAUACAAAUUCCUAUUCAUCAAAGAGGAAAGUUUCUUGGAGUCGGUGGGAUAAAUCUGAAAAAAAUUCUAUUGGAAACUGGAGUGCACAUAAAUCCACAUGAUGAGGAAACGUAUUACAUUUUUGCGCCGAACGAAAGUGCCAUGGCUGAGGCAAAAGAAAUGAUCGAGAAUAUUCUGCAAAAAGAUCGCGAGCCGACAUUAGAGUUCGGUGGUAUAUAUAAAGCAAAAAUAGUCGAAAUUCGAGAAACUGGCGUUAUGGUAACGUUAUAUUCCAACAUGGUGCCCACAUUUUUGCCGAACUCUCAGUUAGAUCAGUGCGUGAUUCAUCAUCCGAGUGCUCUAGGUCUUGAAAUAGGUCACGAAAUAAAAGUCAAAUACUUUGGUCGAGAUCCGGUAUCCGGGCAGAUUAGGUUAUCGCGAAAAGUGUUGCAGCAACCUACGAAAGUUGUGAGAAGUUUGCAUCGCGAAGAAGAAAAUGGAUAAAAAUUUUAUAAUUUAAAUUGUUAUAUAUUUUGAAAACGACACAAUUUAUAUAUCAACAUUUCAUGUUUUAAAGAAACAAUGAGAGUAUAAAUAAUUUUCCAUCGAAAAGUGUCUCUCAAUGCCAUCAUUUUAUACGAUUUUAAUUUUAUAUACAUA